AUGGCGGCGGCGGCGGUAGCGUCGAGCACCGACGACGACGAUGUCUCGCCGCACAGUAGAGCUCCUCCGCCGGAUCACGACAUGGACAAGAGCAACGGCUAUGUCUCCUCUCCACUGCGCGCAGAACAUCGAGCCAGUACAGUCAACGACAACAACGCUCCACUUCCGAGGGCCCCGGAUGCAGAGGGAACGCUACGUCUAGACACCUCCAAGCUGCCUAUACCGCCAUCGAUUCAGUUUGCUCCGCCGUCACCCGGAGCAUUCCCCUUCAAUGCCAGUCCUGGCUCAGUCGGUCCUUCGCCGACAACCAAAGACACUUCGUUGCAAGGAAUGAGCGGCAGUACCGAGCAUUCGCCUUCGCCAGGUGGCUUGGCUCGCAAGAGACCGAAUAUACCCGGAGCAUCUACUCCGCCAGAACGAAGAAGCGUACAGUUUGCAAGGGGAACGUUGGAAGAUCCGGGUCCAACACCGCUGGCCAAGACGCUGACUUGGGAGACGGAGAACAAUGACGAGGAUGAUCAGAAUGGAAGGGAACGCCAGGCUUCAGGCUCUUUCUUUAUGAAGUUGAAGCAAUUGGCUACUCCUAACCAUACCCGCUCCUCUAGUAGUGCGACUGCAACGGGCUUCACAACACCAAACGCUGCGCUGUCUCCACAGUCAGAAAGAAGCGAUCCCAUGCUACCUGUCCCCUCUGAAGCUGUCGAAAGCGAUGCGGAUGCAGACCAGGAAGAUUCAGAAGUGGAAGGGCCAAGCGAUGGGUUGCGUCCACGAAAACGACGGAAGAGCAAGCGGCCGCAGCUAGGCCCUGCAGAGUCGCUGCCAGCAACACCUCGAGCCUCUCGUUUCGCAUCUUUCAUGCGCGAUCAUCCAAUACCCAGAACUGGCAGGUCUAGCAGUCGCCCGGCAGCACCAUCUCGACGCGCUACGAUGUCUGAUGUGUCCGAUCAUGAGCAGAACGGAGCUGGCGUUUCUGAGGACGAGGGCAGAGACAGGAUACGCAACGCAUGGCGAAGAGGCAUUGAAGGUGCACGUGGAUUGAGCUAUGCAAACCGCAAGGAACGCGAGGGCGAACCAUCCGAAAGCAAAAGACCUGGCAAUCUUCGUCGACUGACCAACUUUGGAACGCAUGACAGCAGUUCACCUUUCAGACUUCGCGCAGACAGGCACAAUAGUGCUAGUGCGCAGAAAUGGAAACAAGUCAAAGCAGGCCUGAAGAUGCUAGGUCAGCGCAAGAAGGAUGAAAGAAUGAAGAUUGACCACCAGAAGUCAGCACAGCUUAUGGCUGAGUUGUUGGCUGGUGCGCCUGCUGCUCUCAUCUUCGCCAGCAUGUUCCAGCGUGAUGAGCAUCAACAUCGAAAAGUGCCAGUACUAUUGGAGCAGCUCAAGAUCAGCAUUCCCGAUGUUCGCGCACGCACGGAUAAAAAGGGUGAUCGAGACUACAUCUACAAAGUCGACUUGGAGUACGGGAACGGUCCGGCGCGCAUGCAGUGGACGAUAUACCGCUCUGUAAACGAUUUCGUAAACUUGCAUGUCAAAUACAAGGCGCAAGAAGCAACAGACAAAGUUCGGCAUUUCAGGGGCGACGACAGGAGUAAAGCGAAGAUUCCUCGCUUUCCCAAGAGUGUCAUUCCGUAUGCUCGUGGUAUGCGUGGACUGUUUGAGAAGAUCAAGGACGAGGAGGACGAUCAAGAUCCUCCUGAUACGCCUGGUCAGAUCGACGGCGUGACACAGGCAAACACAGAUGCCAACGCCAAACGACCGCGAGGUCAUCGCCGCGCUCAGUCAUCACUCUUUGGUCCUCCACGAAGACAGAGUACCAGCGAGAUUGGCAACACUUCAGCGGAUCCUGACAUCCUCACUGCUCGGCAGCGAGAGCUCUAUGCUGAACGUUCACGUCAGAAGUUGGAGACGUAUCUGCAACAGAUGAUCCGUUGGCUGAUCUUCCGCCCCGACAGCUCUCGACUUUGCAAGUUCCUGGAGCUCUCCGCCAUGGCAAUUCGUCUUUCUGCGGAAGGUGGCUAUCAGGGCAAGCAAGGUCUUCUUCAAAUUGCAUCAAGACGGCAUCGUGAGCUUCGCCGCAAGACACUGCAGACUCUUGGACCACAGGCCUUCAAAGAGCGGCACAAAAGACGAUGGUUCCUCGUUCGGCACAGCUACAUCGUCUGUGUGGACGGCCCGGAAUCGUUAAACCCGUACGAUGUCUUCCUCGUCGAUUCCGACUUCUCGAUUGAGAAGCAGAGAAAGCGAAUCUUGGACCAGAAGACACCACAGGAGAUGGCCAAGAUCGCCACCGAGAAUGCCACCCCUGCCAAGAAGGCCCAUCUUAUACAACUUUACAACGCCGAACGUAAGAUCAAGCUCUACGCCAGGAAUGAGAAGCAAUACUUGCAGUUCAAGGAGUCUCUAACACACAUGAUGCACAACACCGUCUGGGCGCAAAAACAACGAUUUGCCAGCUUUGCACCAGUGCGAAACAACGUCUGGUGUCGCUGGCUGGUUGAUGGCAGAGACCACAUGUGGCAAGUGUCCCGUGCUAUCGACAACGCAAAAGACUUUGUCUACAUUCACGAUUGGUGGCUCAGUCCAGAACUGUAUAUGCGUCGACCUGCGGCUAUCAGCCAGAAGUGGCGCCUGGAUCGUCUCCUACAGCGAAAGGCGCAGGAAGGUGUCAAAAUCUUCGUCAUUGUUUACCGCAACAUCGAGUCUGCCAUUCCCAUCGACUCAGAAUACACCAAAUGGAGCUUGCUCGACCUGCACGAGAACAUCAUUGUCCAGCGCUCACCAAAUCAGCUCAGGCAGAAUCAAUUCUUUUGGGCUCAUCACGAGAAGCUCGUGGUUGUCGACAACAUGAUGGCUUUCGUUGGCGGUGUUGAUCUUUGUUUUGGAAGAUGGGACGACCCAUGCCAUUCACUUACUGACGACAAGCUUACUGGCUUUGAACUGGACCACGACGUACCUAGAGAUGCAGAGCACUGCCAAGUCUGGCCUGGCAAAGACUAUUCGAAUCCUCGAGUUCAGGAUUUCUACGCUCUUGACAGACCAUACGAAGAGAUGUAUGAUCGAACGAAGGUGCCGAGGAUGCCGUGGCACGACAUUGCCAUGCAGAUCGUCGGCCAGCCUGCACGAGAUGUCGGACGUCAUUUCGUUCAGCGAUGGAACUACAUCUUAAGAUCGAGAGUGCCUUCACGACCAACGCCAGUCUUGAUGCCUCCACCUGAAUACGAACAAGAAGAGCUCGACCGACUUGGAAUGACUGGUACAUGUCAGGUGCAGAUACUGAGAUCUUGUUCGCCCUGGUCGAUCGGUACACCCAACAAAGUCGAGCACAGCAUCAUGAACGCCUAUGUCACGCUCAUUCAAACCUCAGAGCACUUUGUCUACAUUGAGAACCAAUUCUUCGUCUCGAGCUGCACAGUCGAAGGCACAACCAUCCACAACAAAAUCGGAGACGCCAUUGUGGAGCGAGCGAUCGAAGCACAUGAGAAGCGUGAAGCAUGGCAGUGCUGUCUCGUUAUUCCACUCAUGCCAGGCUUCCAGAACAGUGUUGAUGCUCAGGACGGUACCAGCGUACGUCUCAUCAUGCAGUGCCAAUACCGAAGCAUCUGUCGCGGCGACACUUCUAUCUUCGGUCGAUUGAGGGCAGUUGGUAUCGAUCCAGAAGACUAUGUUCGAUUCUACUCUCUUCGCCAAUGGGGAAAGAUCGGGCCACGAAAGUGUCUUACCACCGAGCAGCUUUACAUUCACGCCAAGUGCAUGAUCGUCGAUGAUCGGUCCGUCAUCAUUGGAUCUGCGAACAUUAACGAGCGAUCCAUGCUUGGUUCAAGAGAUUCUGAGGUCGCCUCUAUCGUCACCGAUACUUGCAUGAUACCGAGCUUCAUGGGAGGCAAACCGUACCGUGUAGGCGAAUUUCCUCAUUCACUUCGAAAGCGACUGAUGCGCGAGCAUCUCGGGAUCGAUGUUGAUGCCAUCUACCGACGUGAGCAAGUGGCCGCCGAGCGAGAAGAGCAGGAUGCCGAGAUGGAGCGCAUCUAUCGACACCACGAAGCCUUCACGCCACAACAUGAAUAUUUCGAAACACCACCCCAGACACCGCUCGCGCCUGCCAUACAGUUCCACAAUCUCGAAGCAUCGACGACCGGCUUCGCUGGAACCAGGAAUGAGCCUGACGGAUACGCUGGAACUACGCAAACUGGUUCGUCAGAUCAGCUUGAGCAUGAGCAUACCAAGGAUCACGGAAAGAGCCCUGAAAGGGACCUCGACGUUGAGGGCUAUGGCUUUGAUAACAUGAAGAGACUCAUGGACGCCGGUGACAAUGGCUUGAGAGAUUCAUACAUUGAUAUAAACGGACGGGAAGUGCUCUUGAAGAAGGACGCUCCCGACACGUUGCGAAUCAAAGCUCUCGAGGAAGCAGGGUUGGAACGUCAGCGAAGCGAAAGCAAAGAAAGGAAAACAGCACCCCCAGUUCGACCGCCCUGGCCAACGGAGCGCAUAGAUACGAUUGAGAUGGGUCUCCCCACACGUUCGCAGCUACCGGAACUUCCAAGUCUUGAUGACACGGAUAUAGGAGGUCCGCCAUUAAGACAGGGAACAUCUUCUGGCUCGAAAAAGACUGCCGAUCCCCUCAUUCGCUCCUUGAAGAGGCCUGAAAUCCACGAGGACUGCAUGACUGAUCCUAUCGCAAGUGGCUUCUAUCAUGACAUCUGGCAACAAGUGGCAGAGAACAACACCAAGAUCUACCGCCAGGUGUUCCGCUGCAUGCCUGAUUCGGAAGUGAUCGAUUGGAGGACUUAUGAAAAGUUCAACGCUUACAACGAGGCUUUCAUGCAGUCGCAAGGCUUGGGCAAUAGUAAGCCAAACCCCGUGAAGGGCGCUCCAGGACAGUCUGGUCCACCUGGCGCUGGUGGCACAAACCCCAAUAGCCCCACGAGUGCUGUCUUCCCUGAGACGAGGACAAGAUCCAAGAGCGUGUUGGGUGGCUUCGUCGACAAGCUGCGACCUGGUAGUAAGGCUUCCACGACCGACACUUCCCACACGGAGGAAAUGAACGAGAAAGGCCCUGCCCGCGGUGGCUCGCCUGGAUCUCCUGGCUCAGGUGCUUCCAGCGGCCCAACAGCCGUCCCCUCCUCCGACCAAACUCCCCUGGAUGAGAAAGACGCCAUCAAGCAAACCACACCACCCGGCGAGGAAAGACAGGGCUCCAAAACCGAAGACGAGAAGGCCGCGGCCAUUCGAGACGACAUCGCCGUGACGCGCACCCGCACAAUCCAGUACUCCGACAGCGUCAACCUCGCGCCCGAGACGACCGCGACGCAGUCCAACGACCUCCGGCACACGACCUCGCAGAAACGCCGUCGCCGCGGGACCACCAAAUCCAGUGGACGUCCUCUGCCGGAGGAAGUCAUGGGCCGGGAGGAGGCGGAGGAUCUCUUGAAGCUCGUGCAGGGCCAUCUUGUGCUUUGGCCUUAUGAUUGGCUCGAAAAGGAAGAACGAGGCGGCAAUUGGUUGUACAGCAUUGAUCAGAUUGCGCCGUUGGAGAUUUAUGAUUGA
Molecule: messenger RNA, 5547 nt
Organism: Zasmidium cellare ATCC 36951
Lineage: Eukaryota; Fungi; Ascomycota; Dothideomycetes; Mycosphaerellales; Mycosphaerellaceae
Exons: 2
Coding region: 1-5547 (1848 amino acids)
Biological process (GO): intracellular signal transduction; phosphatidic acid biosynthetic process; cell motility
Molecular function (GO): phosphatidylinositol binding; D-type glycerophospholipase activity
Source: RefSeq, a predicted model, not a curated record